AGUUCUAAUUUUAAAUAAUAUGUAGGCGGCCUUGACUAUAACAAUUGCCUCAACUAUAGUAGAGCACAAUGGCCGCUGAGCAGGAGCCACAUCUAACACCUCAGCUACAAGAGCACUACGAAAAGGAGGCAGAAAUUUUGAUGCUCUUGGUGGAUCUGGAGCAGCGCUAUCAAGAAUUCUACAAGCUCUAUCAGUGCGAAGUGGAGGGACAAAAGAUUAUAAUCGAACGUCUAUGGAAGUUGACGCAACGCUAUCUGAUACUGAUUAGCUGUGUGCCAGGCUGUCGCUAUCCUGAAGUCUACACUCUUUCCGCCGAGGAGGCCAUCAUUAAUGAAUACGAAGAGAAGCUUGAGACAAUACGCCACUCAAACAACGAAAUGAAAAACGCACUAAUGGAGCUUAAUAAUCAUUGCAAACAUUUCUAUAAUGUUUAUGGUGAACUAAACAAAUCCUUGGAGACGCCCUUUAUUAUGGGCGAUAAGCAUCAUCGCAGCAUUCGAUAUCAUAAAAUAAUGACCGUGGAUAUAUUUAAUUAUUUGUACGCAGCUGUAUUGAAAAUGAAAUGCUAUAUGCAUCAGCUGGAUCCGAUUAACUUGGACAGCGUCGAGGACUAUCGCGAGCUGCUCAACAAGGACAGCGAGCGUGAGGAGUUUAAAGAAUAUUUAGAGAAUAAUUAUAUAUUCUGCAAGUGUCUCAAGCCCGCACCCACCUGUCCCAUUGAGAAGCUCAAAUGUCUACAUCAAAAUAUUCAAAGCUUACGCUAUGUAAGCAGAGUUUAAUUUGCAGAAACUCUUAAUCAAAUAAUGGAGUAAAUUCAAGUGUAGCUAAUAACUAUUAAUGAAUGUCUGCAUUGCGCUAUUAAAUGUUUAAUGGCUGAAACAUUGUCUGGCUAAACGAUAUUUAGUGCGCUUCAUUAUAAGCGCAGUUAUAUUUAAUUUAAUUCUUGGUAUUCAUUAAUAAGCA
This is a messenger RNA of Drosophila busckii, 963 nucleotides long. RefSeq lists its product as uncharacterized. NCBI's taxonomy places the organism in Eukaryota, Metazoa, Arthropoda, Insecta, Diptera, Drosophilidae. The transcript has 2 exons. Bases 69 to 779 code for a protein of 236 amino acids. The record is from RefSeq and is a predicted model, not a curated record.